Molecule: messenger RNA, 1961 nt
Organism: Periophthalmus magnuspinnatus
Lineage: Eukaryota; Metazoa; Chordata; Actinopteri; Gobiiformes; Gobiidae
Gene: znhit2
Product: zinc finger, HIT-type containing 2
Exons: 2
Coding region: 112-1788 (558 amino acids)
Source: RefSeq, a predicted model, not a curated record
GCUUGCGUGUGACGUCAUCAAAAGCGGACAACUCUCAGUCAACGUUGGUUUUGUUUUCAUCAGAAGGGUACCUUCUUUUCAUUUGCUGUCAGUUUUGUCUAUGAUGCUUCCAUGAAUCCAGUAACCAAACGAAGACUGCCCUCGUCUUUGAGGAAUCUGCUGACAGACAUCAGCCCAAAAGAAGAAUGGACAGACAUACAGCCAGACCCGGAGAUCAGGGAUGGGAUUAUAAUACCGCCCAGGGGAGCUGCGGUGGCACCGGAGGAACUUCUGUCUCCAUCCCACGAGCAGAUGACCGAAGAGACCAAAGAGAAAAGCGAGAAAGGAGCCGUGUGCCUGCUCUGCCACUGUAAACCCUCCCUGUACACCUGUCCGCGGUGUAAUGUGCCCUACUGCAGUUUGUCCUGUUACAAGAGCCCUGAGCACUCCGUUUGUUCAGAGGACUUUUAUAAAGAGUCUGUUCUGAACGAGCUGAAGGAGAUGGGUACAACUGAAGAGGAAGGGAAAAAGAAAAUGCGAGAAAUUCUGUUGGGACUUAGAAAGAAGGCAGAAAAUACAGAGGGUGACAUGGAGAGUCUGUUGAAAAAAGAAGGGAUUUUACCAGAGCAAUCAGAAGAAGAAACAGAAGACUCAGAGAUCAAUGUACAGGCUAUUGAACUUUUGUCAAGGCUUGCAGAAUUACAGGAGACAGAUGAGGAAAAUGCAGAGGAGAUCGAGACUAUUUUGAGAAGCCUUCAGAAGUUAGGAACAGGGAACGACGUCGAUGAGCUCGAGUCUGAAGAUGUCCAAGAUGAAAAUGAUGACAUGGACUUAGCCGAUCGACUGCAAGGGUUGGAUAUUGAUGAGCUCUCGGAGGAACAACUGUGGGGCCUUUUGAGCAAAGAGGAGAAGAAAAAGUUUGUAGGUUUAAUUAAACAUGGCGCCUUUAAUGGACUUGUUACUCUGUGGAAGCCGUGGUGGGAGGAACACGAGGAGAAAGGUCGGGUACUGGUAGAAGUGCUCCACGAGGAGAUGAGUAAAGAGAAAAAAUGCAAUGCCGAUACUGUUAAAACAUCAGAACAGGGUACAUGUGGAAGUAAAUCUAAUAGAAAGGUUAAACUGGUAAAAGAAAGAAAGGACGAAACUGGUGUCCCUCCAGUUUCUGUAAAAAUCCCCAAGUUGAGUUGUCUAUGUUCAAAUCCUUCCCCUUUGGUUGGCUUCUCUGUGGUCAAUGCUCUUUUCAGUUACUCAUUUACUCUUUGUUUCUUUAAUGGAGACACUGACUCUCUCGUAUUUGAACUGUGUGACAUGAUCUUAGCUAUAUCCGAGGCUCUGAAUUCAAGCAAAAUAUUUACUUCAGUUCAGGAGGCAUUAGAUUCUGGCCAAAGUUUAAUUUUAGGUGAAGGCUUCCUCGGUAAGGAUGACCCCAGUGCCCCUGUCAGAGCUGUAGAAGCUGUAGCUCACAUACUGACAGGUAGGAACAGGGAGGAUUCAAUUGGAUACUGUCUCUCUGCUCUUAGUCAUCUCCGGUUAGUGUUAUCUCAGGCCAAAGCAGCCUUAUCUAAAGAGGGAGACAAGGGAAAUAAGAGAAAGAAAUACUUUAUGGCCUGCAAAAAAUGUGAGUUUCUUCAAGCUUGGGUGGUUGAAAAUGAACAUAAUGUAAAUAUUCUUGCUAUUGAGCUGUGGAAUGAACACAGUAAAAGACAGGCAGAAUUAUUAUCAAUGACUAAAGCCAAGGCUGAGGUUGAGCAGAGCUGGAAAAAAGGAAAACGAAGAAGAGGAAAUGGUAAAUUGGUGGAAGAAAUCUAGAGCACUUGUAUUUUCUGAAUGGAGGGGAGUGUUGUCCCAGGUACAGAAUCUUCUUAUUAAUUGAUAUUAAAGGGCGGCCCCCAAAUCUCUGUCUAUGGGCCUGUCUGAAUGUGUGAUCAUGUUUCUAUUUGUUGUCUUUUGUGUUUUCCAAUAAACUCACGUUUUAAAACAUC